Candidozyma pseudohaemuli is the source of this 1392-nucleotide messenger RNA. It is a transcript of the gene HYS2, whose product is annotated as DNA-directed DNA polymerase delta subunit. Gene Ontology annotation, molecular function: DNA binding. Gene Ontology annotation, cellular component: delta DNA polymerase complex. Gene Ontology annotation, biological process: DNA replication; DNA strand elongation involved in DNA replication. The transcript has a single exon. NCBI's taxonomy places the organism in Eukaryota, Fungi, Ascomycota, Pichiomycetes, Serinales, Metschnikowiaceae. The coding region runs from base 1 to 1392 and encodes 463 amino acids. The record is from RefSeq and is a predicted model, not a curated record.
AUGAACGAGUCACUUGUGGACGGUACGACAGAAAGAGUCGCCGAUAGCUUCAAAGAAGCAUUUGAAAAGAAUGAUGAAUUCAAUUUGAGCUCCAGACCGAGAAACUACUCCCGUCAGUUUUUCUCCAUGUACCAGCACAGACUCUCCGUAUUGAAGCCUAGGGUGGAUCUGGUUGCCAUGGAGAAGUGGGGGCACAAUACGAGACGCGUUGACGGCCAGAAGAUCCAGCGAAAAGACAGGAUCUUGGAUAUCUCUGGUGGCGAGUUGUGCUGGGUUUCUGGAACGGUCUUCACGGAGAUGAAAAACAAGCUUGAUAUAUUCAAGGACGUGGAGCAUGGAACAGACGACGUUAUGCCCAAAACGCCUGCUAGCUAUAUUGGCAACGAGGCUAGCAUUGUCAUGUUGGAGGAUGAGAGUGGUAGGGCCAUUUUGCAUAACGAGAACCUCUUGGCUAACUCCAGAGUAGUGAGUGGUGUGAUUGUCGCUGUUUUGGGAAUCGAGAUCCAGGCGGGCAUUUUUGAGGCAAUGGAGAUUAUUUAUCCUACACCAGCUCCACAAAAACCGCUCUCCACAUCCGAUCUGGACAGAUACAUUGCAUUGGUGUCGGGCCUUAAAUUCCAGAAAGAAACCGACUGCGACUUGAAGACCGUGCUUUUACAGCAAUGGCUCUGUGGAGAAGCAGGAAGCGCUGAAGACGUCGCUCUAGCUAGCAAAGUGUCUAGAGUCAUCCUCGCAGGUAAUUCAUUGGAGGAAUUUGAGGAAGACACCGAGCGGGCGAAAGACGACUUUGGCUCCAAGAAUACCUCCCACUUCAAGGCAGAGUCCUUGGUGCUUUUCAACGCAUGGCUUCUGUCGAUCGUGGCUCUGAUUCCCGUGACUAUCAUGGCAGGUCCCAAGGACCCAGCUGAAAUCUGCAUGCCUCAACAGGCGCUCCAUCGUUCCUUGCUAGGAAUCAACGCUAGGUACACGGGAGCUUUGGCCACUGACCCUGUGCAAAAUGUGACGAAUCCAGCCUGGAUGGAGAUGGAGAACGGACUCCGUAUCCUAGGCUCCGCAGGACAGAACAUCACCGACAUCACCAAAUACUACCCACCUGAGCUGGAAGUUGCACCUUCGGAGAUCUUGUCCAAGACGCUACUCUGGCAGCAUGUGGCUCCUACAGCACCAGAUACGCUCUACUGCUACCCAUACGACGAUGCUGACCCAUUUGCACUCGAAGAGACGCCGCACUUAUACUUUGCUGGAAACCAAAGCGAGUUUGGCAGUCGAAAGGUGCAAUUGGGCGACUUUGAGUCUACAGUAGUGAGCUUGCCAGAGUUUGCAGAGACAGGGCAGAUGGUGUUGGUCAACACUAGCACGUUGGAGGUGAAGGUGAUUGAAUUUGGCGUCUAG